This is a messenger RNA of Filobasidium floriforme, 765 nucleotides long. Its product is annotated as cwf18 pre-mRNA splicing factor-domain-containing protein. The record is from RefSeq and is a predicted model, not a curated record. Bases 64 to 651 code for a protein of 195 amino acids. Gene Ontology annotation, cellular component: post-mRNA release spliceosomal complex; U2-type spliceosomal complex. NCBI's taxonomy places the organism in Eukaryota, Fungi, Basidiomycota, Tremellomycetes, Filobasidiales, Filobasidiaceae. The transcript has 4 exons.
AUCAUCAUCGAGUUGCUCCUCCACAAUAUUAGCUCUUCUUACUCUAGCAGGCCGAUCCUCAAGAUGCCUGUAGCUCCGACCCUCACGCUGGCGGAUGCCGCAUCGGAACGUAAAGGUCGGCUCUUGGCACUCAAGAAGCGAAAGGCUGGCGAGGUGGAUGACAGUGAUGCUAGAGGGAAGACCAAAGUGGCACUAAAGCAGCGAAACUUUGACCCGGUAACGCGCCAACCGGCACAACACGCAGCAGGCGGGCCUGUCAAGAGCGCGGCCGAUGCAGACGAAGAGGAGGCUGCUCAAGCAAGAGAGACAGUGGAGAAGCGAAUGGAGGGUAUCGCAGAGAGAAUCGUGCAGGAAGACGAAGCCAAGCGGACACAAGAACUGGAUCUUCUCAAUAUUCAACCCAAGCGAGCCAAUUGGGACUUGAAGCGGGACAUGGACAAGCGAAUGCGCAAGAUGGAUAGAAAGACACAAGAGGCAUAUGAAUACUUGUUCCGACAACGGUUACAAGCGAUGAAGAAAGGUACCGCCGCAGCGCAGACCUUGCCGGGUGGAGCAGACAUUCUUGCCAACAUGUCUGCGGUCGAGAAGCAGCGUAAAGUGGUGGCCGAGCAGGACGCAGCACGCUCGGACGACGACGAGGAUAUGGACUAAGUGGAUUGAUACGAUUUGAGAUAGACAAAGAGCACGCAUGAUCUGGGCACCUCGAGUUGACAUGUUGUAAAGCACAAAUGAAUACCGCUAUAGUACCGUCUAUUUUACUCCGGU